This is a messenger RNA of Osmia bicornis bicornis, 489 nucleotides long. RefSeq lists its product as uncharacterized. The transcript has 2 exons. The coding region runs from base 1 to 489 and encodes 162 amino acids. Lineage: Eukaryota; Metazoa; Arthropoda; Insecta; Hymenoptera; Megachilidae. The record is from RefSeq and is a predicted model, not a curated record.
AUGACUCCAGCUACCACCCGGAACCGGAUGAACAUGCUAAAAGAGGCAUACCAACAGUGCCAAGACCUGGACGCGAAAAUCGUCGCCAUGGCGGAUCUACAAGCCAGAUCAACUCUUCAGUACUUCGUCGACAACCAUUUCGAAAGAUGUGAGGAGUGCUAUCAGGAGUCCCUGGACUACAUGUCGGAGAUCCUGGAUAAGACAUCCUCGACCCAGGAGACAGCAUCCGAGAAAGGGAAUCUUCAACCAGUGAAGCUACGCUCGCAAUCGUUGCUGCCUCAAAUCCAGCUGCCGUCUUUCGAUGGAACCUUCGAACAAUGGGAGAGUUUCCGAGAUAAGUUUCAAUCUAUAGUAAUUAAUGAUAAUUCUUUGUCAAAUGUUGAGCGUUUGCAUUUUCUUUGUUCCGCUUUAACCGGCGACGCAAAAAAAGCGGUUAAUCAUUUACCUACCACCGAUGCAAAUUUCGAGGUCGCGUGGCAUGACCUCUGA